AUGUUUGAUUACAUCCGUAAAGACAUCGGUGGGCGUGAAGAAGAAGUUAAUCUUCUAGUACUUGGUAAUGUGUUACACAAUAUUGGUGACAGAGAAAAAGCUAAAAAGUAUUAUAUUCGUCUAUUGAAAGAACUGAAUGAUGAUGAUGAUAUAAACACUGCUCAUUGUCAUUGUCGAUUAGGAGAAGUUACUGUUACACUAGCUGAUUAUGAUGCAGCACUUAAUCAUUUGAAUAAAGCUGUUACAUUGUACAAGAGAAUUCAACGUACAGAUGAUUCAAUCGAUAUUAGUAACUGUUAUUAUUGGUUGGGAGCAGCUCAUAGAGACAAAAAAGAAUGUGAAACAGCAUUAGAAUAUUAUAACAGAACUCUCAAAAUGAGACAAUCAAAGCUUCCUGCUGAUCAUGUUACUAUUGGAAAUACUCUAUGUUCAAUUGGAAAUGUUUACUAUCGACAACAGAAUUAUGAUUUGGCUUUGUCGUAUCUUCAACGUGCUCACAGGACAUUUCAAAAAACAUUGCCAUCUACUCAUUCAAAUAUUUCCAUUUGCUGUACUGAUAUUGGUAAUGUUUAUUUGCAUAAAAAAGAAUAUGAUAAGGCUCUAGAGAUCUACGAUAAAAGUCUUCAACUAAAGUUAAAAGCUCUUCCAUCAGAUCAUCCAAGUGUAGCAACAGCUUACUACAGUAUUGGCCUUGCUUAUGAAAAGAAAUGUGAGUGGAAGUUAGCACUCGAUUAUUUUACAAGAAGUCUGGAAAUAAGAGAAAAAGCAUUAGGAUCCUCUGAUCCUCGUUACAAAUUAUCUCAAGAUGGAAUUGAACGAGUAAUGUCACAUAUGAAAUAA
Molecule: messenger RNA, 840 nt
Organism: Didymodactylos carnosus
Lineage: Eukaryota; Metazoa; Rotifera; Eurotatoria; Philodinida; Philodinidae
Source: the annotation of a GenBank genome assembly